Molecule: messenger RNA, 1700 nt
Organism: Schistocerca gregaria
Lineage: Eukaryota; Metazoa; Arthropoda; Insecta; Orthoptera; Acrididae
Product: lysophospholipase D GDPD1-like
Exons: 6
Coding region: 111-923 (270 amino acids)
Biological process (GO): glycerophospholipid catabolic process
Cellular component (GO): endoplasmic reticulum membrane
Molecular function (GO): phosphatidylcholine lysophospholipase A1 activity; phosphoric diester hydrolase activity
Source: RefSeq, a predicted model, not a curated record
ACGUCCUUGAUAUUGUUGAAAUAUCCGAAUUUAAUUCACAAUCGAAAAAAGUUAAAAUUUAAAUGUAGACAUAUCAGCCAUCGUGGAGGGCUGUUGCUUUGGGAACUGAUAUGUUGGAGCUGGACUGUCAAAUUACAAAAGACAGCAAAGUAGUUGUUUCACAUGAUCAAAACUUGCUACGCAGCACUGGUGUUGAUUGCAAUAUCUCCCAACUCAAUUACUGUGAUCUUCCUCUGUUAAAACCAGAACUACCUGUUGAUUUUGACCCAGGUCACACUUUUGUUGGUUCAGGGAAAGAAGAGGAGAGAAGAAUUGUACUUUUGGAAGAAGUAUUUCAGAUGUUCCCUAACGUACCUAUAAAUGUAGAUAUCAAGAUUGAUGAUGAGAAUCUUAUGAAAGAAGUUGAAAGAUUGAUUGUUCAAUACAAUAGGGAAGAAUACACAGUCUGGGGUAACUUCAGUGACAAAGUUACAAGGAAACUUUAUUCAAUGAAUCCACGAGUCAAUCUCCUAUUCUCAAUGAAACAGGUUUUGCUGCUAGUAUUGCUGCUGUACACUGGACUCUUGCCAUUUGUGCCCAUUAAAGAGACACAUCUUGAAAUUUUUCUACCUGCUAUUUAUUUAAGGUUGAUCAGGAAAAGAAGCAAUAAUACCUCAUAUUUACCUCUCCACACUUUCUUUGUGCGAAGUAUGGACUUGCUUCUCAUGAGACGCAUUCUUUUUAACCACUUAGAAAAGCGUGGAAUCCAGAAACUUAUCAAGGAGAUUCACCACCAAAAGCAAACAGAGGGACGUCGUGGAAGGAGAUCGGCUGAUGGUGACAAUCCCCUUAUGCCUCACCGAGCGCCACUUCAUCUCGCUAAUCCCAGGAGCUUCAAAGAAGGAGGCCACCCAGUGAAGGUGUAUUGUAUGUGCAAAACAUGAUAAACGAAGUGACACAAGAUACAUUUGUGUAAAAUGUAAUUAGGCUUUAUGUUUGAAUUUUUGUUUCGAGAGAUAUCACACUUUGAAGUAUUACUAAUGUAAUGCUUUCUAUUUUUUUUUUCACUUAAUAAAGUACCUUUUUUGAACAAAAUAAGACUGUCUGAACAAAGAUUUAAAAAAAAGGAAACGAUUUACACUGACAAUACUGGAUUUUGCGUAUCAUUUUUAUCUCAGUAAUAACAGUAGACUGCUGCAGUCAUAUAUAUAUGCACCGGGUGAAAAUAACGCACACAGGGCGGGAGUCGCUGAGAGUAAAUGCGCAGUGAAAGGAUUAAUAAGCAAGAAGAAAACAAAGAAAAUAUGCAAACAAUGUUCCAAAAAAAGUGGACUGCCCUAAGUUUCUUGAAAAUAUAGAAAUAAAACUUUUAGUUGUUAAUCUAAUGCUAUGCCAGUCUUUCUUGAAUGACCAAGAAUCAGAAACAGAUGUAAAGUACUGAAAAUUUCAAGUAUAAAUUCACAUUUUGAUGUUAACUUUCAGGCCAUAGUGCAGGCUGGGUCCUGCUGUCUGACAUACACACAAUCUUGAACACAUAUUUCACUGUUUUUUUUUUUCUGUUAAACCUGAAAUCUACAUCAAAUAGGGAAAGGCACAAGUAUUUUGUCAAUGCACAUAGUACAGCCUGGGGAGCAACACUACUCAUAGUUAACAACAAAUCUGUUACAAAUGUUUGGCACUGUGCCAUUCACAUUACCCUUUUUCCUUUCAGCCCUACCAUC